This is a messenger RNA of Paraglomus brasilianum, 732 nucleotides long. The record is from the annotation of a GenBank genome assembly. Lineage: Eukaryota; Fungi; Glomeromycota; Glomeromycetes; Paraglomerales; Paraglomeraceae.
AUGUCACCAGAUAAUGGAGAUAUUAUUAGUCUAUAUAAAAAUGCAUGUGAUGCGGAAGUAGGUGCUAUCAAAGCUAAUCAAGAAGAAACAUUACGUUGGUGUUUCUAUGCUAGAAAAUUCAAAAGCAUGUAUAAAGAUUUUAUGGUCAACAAUAAAGUCGGGGAAAAGAAGGCAAAAGGUCAGGUAUAUGACUUUAUUGUCAAACAGCUACCGGACACCAAACGCAAAACUUUAUGUAAGCAGACACAGAAAGCUUUAAGAAUUGACAAUUUAUUUGAAAGAAUAGGAAUGGACAAGAUUCAAUACAUCAAAACAUAUAGUGCAGAUACAAUUUCAAAAUUUACUAAUACUCAAAUUCAAAAGAUUAUAGAUCACUUCGCCAAAAAGCCUGAUAUAGAAUUCACUGAUGAACAGAAUAAUUCUCCAGAUGUUUUAUCCGAAACUGAGGUAAGUAUACCUAUUGAAUCGAUUCUUUUAGAUUCACCCCAAGAAAACGAUAAAGAUUCAGAAUUACUAGAAGUUGAGAUAAGUGCGUCAUCUUCAGAUAUCAAGAAAACUUUACCGGAAUUUGAGGUAAGUAAUACAUCUACUCUUUCUAAUUUAGAAACGGUUCCAGAGAAAUCAACCGAGAUACAGGCAAGUGUGUUUUAUGAGGACGUUAAUGAUAAGAAUUUCUCUGAUGAUGGGAGCUUCUGUGGUUUUUCUGAUGACGAUGAUGAAGGUUAUUAUUAG